AGCUUCUCUAAUGCUCUCACUAAAAACAUUGUGGCCAUGCUGGUGUGGCUGGCGCUCAGCAUCAUCAACGGCAGCAUGGUGCACACCUUCCUCAGACACAGUCUGUUCUACGAGAACCCUCGAUACAUCAUGUUCAUCUGCAUGGUGAUCAACGACGCUCUGCAGCUCAGCUUGGUGACGGCUCUCUACGUGGUCAGCUACAUCUUCAGGAAGAUCCACGCCUCUGUCUGCUGCUUCCUGAUCAUGACCGCCGUCCUCACCACCCGCUCCACCCCUCUCAUCCUGGCUGGCAUGGCAGUGGAGCGUUACCUCGCCAUCUGCUUCCCCCUGCACUACAGCCAGAUGUGCACCGUCCCCCUCACCCUCCUCCUCAUUGGAAUCAUCUUCAUCCUCACCUUCGCCCCUCCCCUCACUGACCUCCUCAUCACCAUCGUCUACGAGCCCCUCAGCUUCUUCCACAGCACCAUCUUCUGUGACCACCCCCUCCUGUUCCGCCAUCGCUCCAUCUACUACAAGAACUGCGUGUUUGACGGCGUGUACCUGUCCUUUGUCGCCCUCACUCUGCUCUACACCUACUGCAAGAUCAUGCUGACCGCACGGGCCGCCUCCAACGGGCUGGCCUCCGUCAACAGAGCCAGAAACACUGUGCUGCUGCAUGGGGCGCAGUUGCUGCUAUGUAUGCUGGCCUUUGUGGUUCCCUCCCUGCAGGCCGCCCUCAUCUCUCUCUUCCCUCGCUACAGCCUGGAGAUCCGUUACAUCUUCUUCCUGGUCGUCUACAUCAUCCCUCGCUUCCUGAGCCCAGUCAUUUAUGGUUUCAGGGACAAGCUUUUCAGGAAGUACUGGACCCGGUACCUGCUCUGUGGGAGUAGGUGGAUCAACAGGGUCCGACCGGUGUUAUUGAAAGUCAACCUCUAG
Molecule: messenger RNA, 915 nt
Organism: Notolabrus celidotus (New Zealand spotty)
Lineage: Eukaryota; Metazoa; Chordata; Actinopteri; Labriformes; Labridae
Product: odorant receptor 131-2-like
Exons: 4
Coding region: 37-915 (292 amino acids)
Biological process (GO): G protein-coupled receptor signaling pathway
Cellular component (GO): membrane
Molecular function (GO): G protein-coupled receptor activity
Source: RefSeq, a predicted model, not a curated record